UUUUGCGAGCGUUCGCUCGCCUUACGCAUUCCCCCGGUGACAUGAAUGCGACUGAUAAGAAGAGGGUGGUGGAUGCGGUCGAGCCCGAGUUGGCGAGUCGGUUGGGCGACGUUGUUGUCAAUUACCUGAGUUUGACCCUGCCCAUCUUUCAGGGAUCGGUGGAAGAUUUGUUUGAGCUUUGUUUUCCCUUUUUGGAUGGGGCGAUGAGCGAGGAGCGGGCCCGGGCUCUCUGCUUCGAGUUGUUUCGGGCGUUUGACAAGAAGUCGAACACGGAUGCGCCAGAGCCGGUUAAGCUGCCCGCGCCCGUGCGGAUUAAGGAUUUGUUUUUCAGGGAGCCGGCUGGGCCGGAGGUUAGAGCGGCCGAUUACUUGCCGAGCGAGACGUUGUUUAAGAGGAGUGGGAGGAGGGCCAGAAUUCAGGGGGCGCAGACGGGGAAGUCGCGAGAUUUCGUGAUGUCGCCGUCGAGUUUCGUCGUGGAUCGGAAGAGGCAUGCGGGGAGCGUUAGGUGCGACGUGUUUGUGGAGAACGUGCAGGUGAGCGUUGCGGGGAACACGUUGAUUGAGAAUUCGUCGCUGCAUUUGAUUUUUGGACGAAAGUACGGUCUUGUGGGUCGAAAUGGUUCUGGGAAGUCGACGUUGUUGAGGGCGAUUUCGAUGCGCGAGGUGGGCGUGCCGAGUCACAUUUGCAUAUUUCACGUGGAGCAGGAGAUAGCUGGGGACGACGUGUCGAUCAUUGACGGCGUGUUGUCGUCGGACGUGGAGAUGCAGAAGUUGUUUCAGGAGGAGAAGGAGAUUCAGUCCGGGUUGGCCGAGGCGCCCGCGGGAUCGUCCUUGCAGGUGGAGUUGGACCAGCGUCUGAGCGGGGUGUACCAGUCGCUCAGCGAGAUGCAGGCGUACGACGCGAAGGCGAAGGCGUCUCGAAUUCUCUCUGGACUUGGGUUUGACUCUCGAAUGCAGCAGCUCCCGAGCAAGCAGUUUUCGGGGGGUUGGAGGAUGCGCGCGGCUCUCGCGAGAGCGCUUUUCUGCGAUCCGGACUUUCUCCUGUUGGACGAGCCGACGAACAUGCUCGAUUUGAAAAGUACGAUUUGGCUGGAGUCCUAUUUGAAGAAUUGGUCGAAGAGCGUCUUGAUUGUGUCCCACGACCGCCAGUUUUUGAACAACGUCGCCACGGAUAUCGUGCACCUGAAGGACCGCAAGCUCACUUACUACAGCGGUAACUACGAGUCCUUCCAGCGCGUCUACAACGAGCGCUACAGGACGCAGGUCAAGCAGCGCGAGAACCAGGAAGCGCAACGCGCUCACAUACAGCGUUUCAUCGACCGGUUCCGCUACAAUUCGAAGAGGAGUUCCUUGGUGCAGUCCAGAAUCAAGCGCCUGGAAAAGAUGGAAAUCAUCCCGGAAAUCACCGAGGAUCCCACCUUGUCGUUCUCUUUUCCGGAGUGUGAGGCGCUGAGGUCGCCCAUCAUCCAGUUCCACGACGUCGCCUUCGGAUACGAGCAGGAAUGCGCCAUCUUCGAGCAGGUCAGCUUUAGCGUCGACCAGGACUCCCGCGUCGCCCUCAUAGGCGCCAACGGCAUGGGAAAGAGCACCCUGCUGAGCCUGAUCACCGGGCACCUCGAGCCAUCGAAGGGGCUUCUCUUCAAACACGCCAGACUGAAGUUGGCCUAUUUCUCCCAAUAUCACGUCGAAAACCUGAACCCGGACUCCACGGCGCUGAACUUCUUCGCCGAACUCUUUCCCGGAUACGACUCUCAAUUCUACAGAAGCUGGCUCGGAAAGUACGGCGUCUCCCGCACCAUGGCCGUGCAAAAGAUGGACACGCUGUCGGGCGGCCAAAAAUCGCGCGUCGUGUUCGCAUACAUGGCAUUUCAAGCUCCCCACCUGCUGGUCCUCGACGAGCCCGUCAACCACCUCGACUUGGAAACCGUCGAAGCGCUCAUACACGCCCUCAACGCCUACAACGGCGCAAUCAUCGUCGUGUCCCACGACGAGCGCGUCAUCACCCACUGCUGCGACGAGAUAUGGGUCGUCCAAGACAAGACCGUCAAAAAGUGGGACGGGGACUUCUCAUCCUACAAGGCGAGCAUUUUGAAGGACAUCGACUUGGACUAGAGAAUACACUGGUUCGCCGAACAUACGUACACACACACACUCUCUCUCUGA
Schistocerca gregaria is the source of this 2162-nucleotide messenger RNA. RefSeq lists its product as uncharacterized. NCBI's taxonomy places the organism in Eukaryota, Metazoa, Arthropoda, Insecta, Orthoptera, Acrididae. Gene Ontology annotation, molecular function: ATP binding; ATP hydrolysis activity. The coding region runs from base 42 to 2111 and encodes 689 amino acids. The record is from RefSeq and is a predicted model, not a curated record. The transcript has 3 exons.